This is a messenger RNA of Coregonus clupeaformis (lake whitefish), 1561 nucleotides long. RefSeq names its product NAD kinase b (gene nadkb). Gene Ontology annotation, biological process: NADP+ biosynthetic process; NAD+ metabolic process. Lineage: Eukaryota; Metazoa; Chordata; Actinopteri; Salmoniformes; Salmonidae. The record is from RefSeq and is a predicted model, not a curated record. The transcript is spliced from 13 exons. Bases 60 to 1493 code for a protein of 477 amino acids. Gene Ontology annotation, molecular function: NAD+ kinase activity.
UUUAUUUUUGACCCACGCGAACGUGACCGAAGACAUGACUGAAACAUAACCAAUUUGCCAUGAUGGAGAGUCAGGAGUCAUCCUGUUCCUUAGCAACACCAGAGAGAAGCUCCAACCCUCCAGAGCCAGUCAGGUCCUCGACCCCCAAACACAGGAAGUCACCUAAGAGACGACGGGAGGAGAAGAGGUCCCAAUGCCAUCAUCAGGAUGACCAGGAACACCUGUUACUGCCCGACAGCGAGCAACGCAGGUUGCCGGGCCAACACGAACACUCCGAGCCCUCUGGGUCUUCGACGGCGGAGAUGGCAGAGACCUCCCCUAAAAGGAGAGCUCACUUUCUCCAUGGACCUUAUCCUGCCACUCACUUUGGACCCAAAGCCUGUAUUCUUCCUAACCCAACCUCAGUCAUGCACAUCCAGGAUCCGGCCAGUCAGCGCCUGACGUGGAACAAACCUCCAGUCAACGUUCUGGUCAUCAGGAAGAUACGAGACGAGAGCCUGGUGGAACCGUUCAAAGAACUCUGCCGCUUCCUUGUUGAGGAGAAGCAGAUGAUGGUGUAUGUGGAGAGGAGGGUUGUGGCUGACGUCUCCCUCACUACGGACGAGACCUUCGCCUCAAUCCGAAACCAACUCUGUACCUUCAGAGAAGGUUAUGAUGACAUCUCUCACUGUAUUGACCUCAUCAUAUGUCUGGGAGGAGACGGGACUCUACUCUACGCCUCCUCUCUCUUCCAGGGCAGUGUUCCUCCAGUUAUGGCGUUCCACCUGGGCUCUCUGGGUUUUCUGACACCGUUCAAGUUUGAAUCAUACAAGACAGAGGUGGCUAAAGUAUUUGAAGGUAAUGCAGCCAUCACGCUGCGUAGUCGUCUGAAGGUGAAGGUGGUGAAAGACAUGCUCCAGAGGACAGGCCAGCCAGACACAGAGCACAACGGUCUGCUGCAACAUGGACACACCAACAGCGAGGCCGGGAAGGUUACCCUACAGAUGCAGGUUCUGAAUGAGGUGGUGGUGGACCGAGGCCCCUCCUCCUACUUGUCUAAUGUUGACCUGUACCUAGACGGACGCCUCAUCACCUCUGUACAGGGAGAUGGUGUGAUCGUGUCGACCCCUACAGGCAGCACAGCGUAUGCAGCAGCAGCAGGAGCCUCAAUGAUCCAUCCUAAUGUCCCAGCCAUCAUGGUCACCCCCAUCUGCCCACACUCCCUCUCCUUCAGACCUAUAGUGGUGCCUGCUGGGGUCGAGCUGAUGAUCACCCUCUCCCCUGAUGCCAGGAACACUUGCUGGGUGUCGUUCGACGGUAGGAAGAGACAGGAGAUCAGACAUGGAGAUUGUAUAAAGAUCACUACGUCGUGCUACCCAGUACCAUCUAUCUGUUGUCAUGACCUGGUGUAUGACUGGUUUGAGAGUCUGGCUCAGUGUCUGCAUUGGAACGUCAGAAAGAAACAAGCUCGUCUGGCUGACCAUGUCUCGGACUCCUCCGAUACAGAGAACUGAACACACACACACACACACACACACACACACACACAGAAAGACAGGUACGCAUGCACACUCACACACAC